Photinus pyralis (common eastern firefly) is the source of this 3197-nucleotide messenger RNA. RefSeq lists its product as uncharacterized. Gene Ontology annotation, cellular component: nucleus. The record is from RefSeq and is a predicted model, not a curated record. Bases 174 to 2888 code for a protein of 904 amino acids. Gene Ontology annotation, biological process: regulation of transcription by RNA polymerase II. Lineage: Eukaryota; Metazoa; Arthropoda; Insecta; Coleoptera; Lampyridae. Gene Ontology annotation, molecular function: RNA polymerase II transcription regulatory region sequence-specific DNA binding; zinc ion binding; DNA-binding transcription factor activity, RNA polymerase II-specific. The transcript is spliced from 5 exons.
AACGAAAUUGAAGUCGAAAAACAGAAAUGGCCGAAAAACCAAACAUGGAUCUGUCAGGUUGUCGGCUUUCUGUUUAAAAAAUUUUAAAUCUCCUCAUUUUUACACAUUUUUUAAGCGAAUACGCCGAAAUAUUGUCCACGAAUGUUUCGAGUGUGAUAUUUUAAUAAAAAAACAUGGGGCAAAACGGUGAAAUGAACGACAACGCUUGUAGACUGUGUGAAGAAACAAGCCCCAUAAUGCAUAGUGUUUUUGAAAGGGUUCCAGAGGGACAACAAAUUUUGCAACUUAUUAAGGAUUUCCUGCGAAUACUCAUUUAUCGAACCGAUCCUCUACCUAAACAAAUCUGCGAAGACUGCUAUACGAAUCUCGCUAACUUUAGCUCGUUGAAACGGAUCAGCUGCGAGACGUUGGAACGACAGAAGGAACGGCUGAUCGAGUGUAACGACGAGAACAUCAGCGUUCAACUGUUUUUAAACGCAUUAGAGCAGGAUAACGUUAAGAACAAUCAGUACAACAACAUGAGCGAGUUCGGCGAUAACAACGAAUCGGAAUUGUGCGACGAACUGCAGCAGGCCAUCCAGGAUUCGCUACGCAAGAGCAAGAUCCAGGAGAAUCACAUUGAGGAGACGAAACUGUUGAACGGUUAUUCGGAAUCGCAGGACGACGACUCUCAGGCCAGUAGUCAGAAUAAGUUACACGAGACCGACAGUUCGUUUUCGAUGUCGCACAACGCCGAGUCGCAGAGCGACAUGGAACUGUGCGAUUCGGACAGUGAGGUCGCGCCGCGUUUCGGUAAGGUCACGGGUAAACGGCUGCACGGCGACAAGCAGAUGAUGAGCCCGAUAUCGAAGCGGCGGCGUUUUAUCGGGCCGAAAUCGCGCGUCAAACAGCGCAAGGAUAAUUAUUUGAGGUUGUAUCGGGAGCAGCAGGUUACGAAGAGCGCGGACGUUCGGUAUAAUCCGCUUUCGCUACUCGCGUGCGCCCUGAACGUUAUUAAUAAGGAAAACGUGCCCGAUUACGUUUACGAGUAUUACGUUAGAGAGGAACUGGACGACACCUUCGCCGACGCCGAGCUCGAGGAGGAGAAUAUUUGUAAUUAUUGCGAGAAGUUGUUCAUGAACGAGAAUUCGUUGGCGCUGCACGAAUGGAAGCACAUGUACGUCGUGCUCGGCGAUAAGGUCGACGAUCCGGUGAUAUGGAACGGCCGUAAGUCCGACGUUUUAGUACGUAAUAAAUGGUAUAGCAGUAUUAAUUGCGAUAACGAGACCGACGACGAUCCCCCUCGCGAGGAGGAGAACUUCGAGGAUAGCACAGGUCGUGUCAACGUUAUCAAUCCCGAAGAUGUGCUCUUCAGGGACACCGAGGAGGCGGACAACGAUCACCAAGACCUGCUGGUGGCGCGCGAGGAUAACGUUCUAAAAGGCGAAGUCGUCCUCAUCGACACGAAGGCGACAGUUAACGGUAUUCCCCUGGCGGAAAUAGCGAAAGACGACCGCCGCACCCUCUACAAAUCAGUCACAGUCAACGGCAUCAAGCGGAAAUUCUGCCCGUUAUGCCGCUACACGUUCAAGGACAACUGGGCGAUCGAAUCGCACUACUUCUCGACGGCCUGCCAUUACACGUGCCGGUUUUGCGGGGUCCGCUUCAACAAACAGAGGCACGAGUUCGAUCCGCACGUCAAGCAGCACAUCCUCGCCGGCGAUACGCACACGACGAAAAUAUUCGCCUCGCGCAAAUUUCAGUCGAUACCGAGGGUGAUCAACGAGAACAGGCUGAAGUCGAAACCGCCGCCUCUCGUUCGACAGACGUACACGCCCAAAAUUCAGCCGUUAAAGAUGAAGCAGCUGUUCGAGAGGACGAUACCGAAAAUCGAGAUUAAGAAGGAGCCCGGUACGGAAUCGCCGACGUUCGGAUUCGACGGCAUGCGGUCCGAGGGCAAGCCGCAGAACCAGGCGUACUUCUGUCGCAAGUGCUAUCAGGUGUUCUUCAAGUUGAACGAGUUUAAUGUGCACGUAGUCAACUGUAAGGGAACGGCAUUUAAGAAUACGAUUCCUUCUAAUCCCUCAACGCCAAAGCCCUUCUCUUUAAUGGAACGAUCUUCGAAGUAUUUAGAACGCGAAACUGAAAAAUUCUCACCGACCGGACGGCCUAUGCGCAACUGCGUCCGCGAGAUCGGCACCUACGCCGACGAUCCGGCGGAGGAGCUCGAGAUGCCGCUCUCCCAGAUGAAGAAAUUCACCCCGCCGCCCGUCAAGUCGAAUCGCGGCUUCGAGUGCGGCAUGUGCAGCUCGUGUUUUCCGACCGUUCACUCGCGCAACAGCCACAUGCGCAUCCACAAGGCGGCCCUACAGCAGCUCAACUCGCUCUCGCGGAAGAGCAUCAACAUCAUCAAGACGCGGCCGGACAAUCUCGCGAAGAAGAUGGUCAACAUGGGGGGCGGCGUGCAGUCGUUCGCGAAGUUCGCCGACAUCAAGAUCAAGCAGGAACCGAUGGAGCCGAUCGUCGAGAUACACGAGCAGCCCUCGCCGACGAACUAUCCCAGCUCGAUCGGCGCCGUUAGCAUCACGCCCAUUCCGAACUCGUCGCAUACGACCAAACUCGAUCCGAGCAUCAUGAAGCUGGUACAGAACAACCCCAAUCUAACCAUAAAAUCGAUGGUCGAACAGAACUCCAAGCAAAACAUGGCGCAGGUCUCGAACGCCAUGGAUGGCGACACCAAGUGCUACCGGUGCCUGAGUUGCUCGAAACCGUUCGCGAACAAGUCUAACCUAUACUUUCACAAGAAAAACCAGUGCAGCGGGUCUAAGUAUCCAUGCCCGUUCUGUAAGAAGCGGUUCGGCACAGAAGCCGCCUACAGUUCACACAUUUACUAUAAUCAUCCCGAGUAAAGGGAGCCGUGUGACGUAUCACACCACUUUUUUUUUCACCUUCAGGAUACUUCGCCUUUUUUCCUGUUUUUUUACACGUAAUCACUUAAACUCCUCACAUUGUAAUAAAUAGGGCGAAAGAUGCGUGAACGAGGCUGUUUAAGUGAAUCUCUCUGUCUCUCUCUAUCUAGUUUAUUAAGUCUUAGAAAUGAUAACCUCAAUCCGCGUUGUGUGUGGAUUCAUCUCGUUUGCUUAAUUUUUUUAUAUUUAGUGAUGAAAUACGUAACUGGAGUGUGUUUGAAGUUUGCUAUUUAGAGCUAGUUCCUAAAU